GGUCAGGGACUAUUUUUUUGGGCGGAAGGAAGGCUUUUAGUGAAAGUUUUCUUCAUGAAAGUUGCAUUGAUACAUGUCUUGGCUUAUGAUAGCAAGAAUGGUACAUCUCUAUAGCGACGGAUUUCGGGUUUGGGUCGGAUUCGGGUUAAACUAUAACGGUACCGUUCGGGUUGGGGUCGGGUCGGGUCAAAUGAUCUCGGGUACGGGCCGGGUUCGGGCCUCAGUUUAAAGCCUGUGCAGACCUCUAACAACGCCCUUCAGCCGUGACUUAUUCAUGAUUCAGAACAGCCUCUCAUGCCUUAUUGCUUACUUAAAAUCAAUAAAUAACCAAGAACUUGGCACAUGUGUCUUUUGUCCUUUUCCUUACUAUGUGUUUCUCAUUUGUCAUUGACACUGCUACAAGUUUUCUUUAAAAUUUGGGAAUGUUCUCCAAUGUUUAUUUAGUCAACUUAUCCUUGAUCUCUGGUGAUGACCUUUAUAGUGCUGUCACUCGCUUUUUAUUUAUCCGUGAGAACCACAAACGUCUCUUAAGAUUUGCUUUUCUAUUUUGGUCCCCGUCUAGAUAGAGAUGCGGGUGUGUGUGGUGUCCACACACAGUGGCUCGCCAGGGGACCUUCCUUUGAUACUGAAAAGAGAUAAAACUCAUUUCUCUUCCCUGUAAUCUCUCUUUCGUUCUGUUUUUGUUUUGAACGUUUAAAAAGAGCCUAUUCACAGACAGUUUAAUCGCAAAGCCACUGUGCCCUGAACUUCAGACUAAACAUCACCCUGGUACUGUUUAUGUUGACUAUGUAGAAGACUGUCUCCAGCUCUCUGCCUUUGACACUCCUCGCUUUCUCUCGGGAGUAAUCGCAAUCAAAUUGAAGACGAACGGAGAUGAACAGGGAGGAAAUGAGAGGUAUGCAGGGAGGAAAAGCUUAAUAUUUUCAAAUUUUAAAUGUAUACUCAAUAACCUCGCUCGUCAUCCAUUUUGCCCCCCAAUUUGAUGUUUUUUGGUCUAUUUUUGAAUGUGGUUUUGUACGCAUGCUAGAGAAUGUGUUGUGUUUGUGUGUUUCCAUGCUCCCUCGCUCACAUCUGGAAUACUAAGCUGAGAGUUGGACUCUCUUGUUGAUUCAUUUUCAUUUUUUCCUACGAUGACUGAGGCCAGCUCGUCCUCACCACGAGUACAUUUGUUUUUCUCUUCGCGAUGAAGGCAGAGGGAAUGAAGGAAAAUCUGGAUCUUAUUUGAGCCCGUUUCUUUCUGCCUUGACGUUCUGCUUGUAUCCUCACCACAGCUCAGCUGGAAUCUGCCUCGUGCGAGCAGCUUACUGCGGUCGUGUCCCAAGUCACCCAUCCCUGAGUAUGACAGCUGUGCCGUAGUCUUAGUCGUGGGAAAACGCUCUUCAAUGCUCCUCUGUGUUUUUAGAGUCAUUGGACUUGAGUUGGUGGUGUGGUUGGAGGACCAUUUCCACUCAUGCUCCACAAGUGGAUGCUUCUUUGUAAUUAUGCCCAGGCAUCAUAGGGUUACUGUACUUUAGCCCAACAACAAACCAAAUCCCCCUCUGUAUCUUUAUUGCUCCUGAAGUUGGGGUUAAUAAACCAGAGAUCUGCAAACUAAAGCAGCCUCCAAGGACAAAGAGCUCUGAGCUUUUGGAGUAAACCACGUCUGUAUCAGAUGAAUCCUGGACUUGUGAAUGGAAAAUACUCUCUAAAUGCACUGAUUAAAGUUUUUUUUCUAUUUCCAUAACAUUUCUUAUAGGGUUUAAGAACAGAAAAGUAUGAUGUAAUGUUAUUUUAUGCCAUCAGGUCCAGUACUUUAUGAAAUGAUUAGCUUUUGGCAGUUCCUGUACCUGUCCUUUAGUUGUCCCCCUUUAUGUUUUCUUUCUUUUUUCCAUUUGGCUCCUCAUGUAAAUUUCACCUCUGCUAGCUCAUUGUUUCAGUAGUUGGGGUUGGAUAAGGUUUGCAUGGAUGCAAAAGGGCAAGAAUUGCUUGGAUUGAGCCACGUGUCCACAGUUCCUUCCAAGACUGUGAAUUUUCAUACAUCAGAUCAUAUUUCAGGAAAUUCAUUGGAUGUUGGUGUAUUACUGGAAGCUUUCGUGCACACUUGCUAUUUGUUGCCACCAAAUGUCACAUAAGGUAAUGUUGAUGAUUUUAGAAGAAUGCUUUUAAUCAAAUAAACCCAAAAUGUUAGGAAAAUUCCACUUGCAAGUGAAUAUCCCUAUUCCUCAUUCAUUUUCAGUGUCAUUAUUCCAGUUUUCAGUGUCACAUGAUCCUUCAGAAAUUAUUCUAAUAUGCUGAUUUGAUGCUCAAGAAUCCUUUAUUAUUAUUAUCAAUGUUGAAAACAGUCAUGUUGCUUAAUAUUUUGUGGAAAGUAACCAUGAUGCAAAAAAAAUCUUACUGACCCCAAACUUUUGAAUGGUAUCAUCUGCCUUUUGAUUUGUGCCCAUUUAAUAUAACCUGUUUGUGGACUCAUGUUUGGAGCUGCGAGUAUGUACGGUCAUUUGAUGCACUCUCAGGUGAUGAAUGUGGUGAUGCAUUGCUUUCUGUAGAUGAGCUGCGGUCUGUGGUUUGUGUUAGUGUAUCUGUGCUUUUCCAGGCUUUACCAUACUCGCAUAAUAACUCACACGCACUUUUAUUCUAUGAGACCCACCAUGUGUUGUGUGAAGAAUGUACAGGGGUCACAACCCCACUUCAAAGCCUCCUUGCAUCCAUUUUUAACAGGCUGUUUUAUAGCACAGUAACUUUGAGCUUAAUGCCUCUGAUAGGCCCACACAUCCCAGCAAUGCACUUGAAAUUACAUUAUUAUGCUGUCACUGUUGGGCUUGAUAAUGGUAUAAAUUGAUGCUUAGCAUCUUUAGCAUUCCUAGUUUAAAAGUUAUGCCAGACACCAGGGUUUCAUGGGCUGCUUUUAUCACACAUACUGACCUCUGACCCAGAGAUCAAAGAUUAUAAGGUCAGGCAGUGGGAAGCACAAUUCACACAGUUGUUGUCCAUUUGCAAACAGCAUGAAGUUAGGAUCAUGGGAAAGACAUCUGCGAAUACAAGCAAAUCUGGCUGUGACACGAAUCUGCGUUGUAAAAUUAAGCAGUGUUGAGAAAUGCUAGUUUUAAAAAUACAAUAUUACAUAACUCGUUAUAAAAAAUACAUUUUUGUUAUUAACAAUAUUACAUUAUAAUAAAUAAAUUUUUUUUUUUUUUUUUUUUUGGAAAGUAGUCAGUUACUUUCCAAUAUUACUAUUUUCAAAGAUUAUCAACAGCAAUGUUUGUGGUGACGGCACUUGUGGACUAGUGGGGAGAAGUUUUAAUUUAUGUAAUUGUCAGUUAAUAAAAAUAAAUAUAACUAUAAAUAAUAUAAUUAUAAUAAAAUAAAAAAAAUAUGUAAAAUAAUUAUUUGAUUAAAAAAUGAGCAAAUAGUUGAAUUGAACAAUGGCAGUAUAUGUAACAAAGUUACUAUGUAAUUAGUAACAUUACCUCUGAGGCUCAGUAAACUUUCAAGGGGUCCGCAAGAUGACUUAAAAUUAUUUUAAUUCAUAUAUUAUUAUUAUUAUUAUUAUUAUUAACAUAAUAUCAUUAUUAAUAUACUCUCCCCAGCUAAAAAAAAAAAAAAAAAAAAAGCUACCGUUUGUAUUUAAAUAGGCAAAUGCUUAAGAGUCUAUGAUUGGAUCAUUAUUGCCGUGAUUAUUAUGUUUCUAGCAUAUUAUAUUUGGCAACAGUUCUUCUAACCCUAACUGAAGGAGUGUGUAACUUUUCAUUUCUUAGGAAGACACAUCAUGGCCAUAUUCCAGGAUGACAAUGUCAAGAUUCAUCAGUCUCAAAUUGUGAAAGAAUGGUUCAGAGAGCAUGAAGAAUCAUUUUCACACAUGAAUUGGCACCUCUGAGUCCAGACCUUAAUUUUAUUGAAAGUCUUUGGGAUGUGCUGGAGUAGACUUUACAGAGUGCUCACCUCUUGCAUUUUCAAUACAAUACAGUUCUUAAAUCCUCCAAAGUCCUGUUAACAAUAUAGUUAAUAUGAUUGUUUUAGUUCUGUUAAUAUCAUGUUAUAUAGAGGGCCAUUGAAUAUUGUGUUUGACAGUGGAAAGCCUUUGAGUCAAAAAACAAACAGCUGUGAUGGUCUCAUUGGUCUGUUGAGAGGUCAUACGAUUUCCUGCCAUCCAUUGGUGUCAGACUGCAUCACUGAGUAAAUACUCUGGUAUUUCCAAACGCAUUACAGCACACCUUUUGGAGCAGCCCAACAGUUAUCACCAUUAAAUUCAUUAUUCAGGAUUUAGCUGCUCAUUUAUCAGGGUUCUUAGCAAAUCCACAUCUCGGAUAGAUGCUGGAUUCCUCUGGCACUCCUCUGACAGAUGGAGCAGUUUUCAGAUGAUGAGCUGGAUCACGCCGCAGAGGAGGACAGCGAUAAAGAGGACCAGGACCUGGACAAAAUGUUUGGAGCAUGGCUCGGAGAGCUGGACAAACUCACAAAGAGUCUAGAUGAUGGGAGACCAGAGAAGAUGCAGAAAGCACCUCUCAGACAAGAGACAAACAUGGCCAACAUGGCCUACCGCUUUUCCAUUUAUAACAUCAACGAGGCUCUGAACCAGGGUGACGCAGUGGAUCUGGAUGCUCUGAUGGCGGACCUCUGUUCCAUCGAGCAGGAGCUCAGCACCAUCGGUAAGCCCAGCAGCUCUUCCUCUCGCCUCGGACUGGCCGGUGAGCCCAAAGUUCGUCAGAAGCCCCCGGCCGGCCGCAGUCACAGCACCAAGCACACGGGCAGCAGCAGCGGAGGGGCGAGUAGCAGUGGCGGCAGCACCAGCAGCAGUACCCGCGCCUCGCCCGCAUCUACGGUCAGAGUGGGCAGCACCACCAGCAGACCCUCGCUGGCAUCCAACUUCUCUCUGGAUGACAUCACAGCCCAGCUGGAAAAAGCCUCCCAAAGUAUGGACGAUGCAGCCAGGCAGAGCUCCACAUCCUUCGGCUCUACGGUCUCGGCGCCAUACUCUUCCUCCACUGUGCGGCGGCCGACCUCCCAUCAUCAUCAUCGCAGGACAGGGUCCGUGGGUACGGUCACCGAGCAUGAGGUGCGGUCGUUUGUCCACUCCUCUCGCUCUAGCAUUAACUCUGCUUCUGCGUCCAGCAUGGACUCGCUGGACAUCGAUAAACCCAAGUCUGAUCAGGACGGGUUACAGGACGGCCAGGACCAGCCGAGUUCAGAGCACUCGUAUCUGGACAGGGAGACCUCUCUCAUUCUGAAAAGCAUUGCAGGAAAACCCUCUCACUUGCUGACCAAGGAGGAACAAGCUGCCAAACAAAAAGCUGAGAAGAUCCGAGUAGCUUUGGAGAAGAUAAAGGAAGCACAGGUUAAAAAGUUGGUAAUCCGAGUGCACCUAUCGGAUGAAAGCUCAAAAACUAUGAUGGUGGAUGAGAGACAGACUGUGCGUCAGGUGCUGGACAGUCUGCUGGACAAAUCUCACUGCGGUUAUAGCCUGGACUGGUCUCUGGUGGAAAUCAUCACUGAACUCCAGAUGGAGAGAAUCUUUGAGGAUCAUGAGAACCUGGUGGAGAACUUGCUGAAUUGGACCAGAGACAGCACCAACAGACUGAUGUUCAUCGAACGCAUUGAGAAAUAUGCGCUUUUCAAGAACCCUCAGAACUAUUUGCUGGGGCGUAAGGAGACGUGUGAAAUGGCAGACAGAAAUAAAGAGGCUCUACUUGAGGAGUGUUUUUGUGGAAGCUCCAUCAGUGUGCCUGAGAUGGAAGGAGUGCUCUGGCUCAAAGACGACGGCAAGAAAUCCUGGAAGAAGCGUUACUUCCUGUUACGAGCCUCUGGGUUAUAUUACGUGCCAAAGGGUAAAGCUAAGGCCUCUAGAGACCUGGUUUGCUUCCUGCAGCUGGAUCAUGUUAAUGUGUACUUGGGUCAGGACUACCGCAGCAAGUAUAAAGCCCCAACUGACUACUGCAUGGUCCUGAAGCACCCUCAGAUUCAGAAGAAAUCACAGUACAUCAAGUAUCUGUGCUGUGACGAUGUCAGAACACUGCAUCAGUGGGUUAACGGAAUACGCAUUGCCAAGUAUGGGAAGCAGCUGUAUGUGAACUACCAGGAAGCUAUGAGACGCACAGAAGCUGCUCAUGAUUGGUCCUCCCUGUCCAGUUCCAGUAUCAAGUCUGGUUCCAGCUCCUCCAGUCUACCAGAAUCUCAAUCCAACCACUCCAGCCAAUCAGACAGUGGCGUGUCAGAGACUACAUCCUCUGGUCAUGUGCGCUCUCAGAGUGUUGUCAGCUCUAUCUUCUCUGAGGCCUGGAAGAGAGGCAAUCAGGCAGAUGAACCCAAGAUGAGAAUGGAUGGCCCACCAACACACCCUGCUAGAGCCUCUUACCCUCUACAGCUUCCCCAGUCUAUCCAGUCUCGUAGCAGCUACAGCGGUGUGUCCCCAGUGUCCCCUACCUCGCCCCCAUCUCCACCACCGCCGCCUCCACCACCUCCCCCGCUCCCCAACCCCACGCACCACUCCACUCCGAUUAAGUUCACUAAAUACAGCACCCUUGCUAGGCUGCAAAACAUCUCCCAGGCUCCAAAUCAUUACAAACAGACCCCCUUAUUGGUAGUACAGCAGCAAACUACUCCCCCAACGCCACCCCCACAGUGUCUCAAACCUGUUAUGAAUAAUUUGGCAGAAACUGCCAGCAGUCCUCCUCCGCCCCCACCACCACCACCUCCUCCAGAGAUGCCAGUGCCAGGGUCAGCCAUGGCGGUGUUGAAGCACGCCCCUCUCAGCCCCCACUAUGCUCCCCCUCCACCUCCAGAGGAUGACCAGCUGCCACCGCCAUCUCACCUACACAGUAAUGGUUACUUGCCUCCACCACCACCCCCAGAACAGUUAAAAUACCCACCUCCCCUCAGCACCAAUGGGCUCCAGCAGUUCUUAGCUCAGAAGUUCCCUAAUAUGGCCUAUGAAUUCUCAUCUGUCCAGCAAGAUGAAGAGCCUCCACCACCACCUCCAGUGUGUUUCUCUCCACCACCUCAGCUGUCAGGUCCACCUGCCCCACCUAAAACCUUCACUGGUGGGUUUCCACCCCAGACAGCUCCAAAACCUGGCAUUGGCAUUUCCCCCGUUUCCCCUGUGCCCCCUUCUCUGUCUCCAACUCCUCAGGCCACCAUGAAGAAACAGCAGAGCCUGUCCAGUGGUCACAGUCCCAAUCAACCUCCACCGACACUUCCCAAACAAUAUAGCCUUUCUUCCAAAGCUCCAUCUGUAUCUGCCCCCAUCUCUCCCACCCAAUCGCUGGUAAAGCAGAUUGUAAACCAGUUCCCUGACACUAUUGAUGGAUCCAAAUGUCCCAUAUCUCCUCCUGUGGUAAAAACCAAACCAAAAUGGCAGCCAGGAGGGCAGGCUCAACCACAAUCUCCUGAAUUUCCUCCACCUCCACCAGAGAGCACCCUUGAAUUCCCUCCACCUCCUGCUCCAAGCCCACCUCCUGCCCCACAGUCUUCUGGCAAGGUGGGAUCACCAAUCAAGAAGUCCCCAUCAACAUCAUCAAAUUCUUCUACUGGUUCAGCAGGGAAGAAGCCUCCUCCGACCCCACAGCGCAACUCCAGCAUGAAGUCCACUUCUUCGGUUGAGUACCAGGAGUCCAAGAAAGUGGAGGAUCUGGUCAGCAUGUUUGCCCAAACUAAUCAAGCCCCACCCAGUUCCUUUUCAACUCCAUCCUCUACGACAGGAUCACCUUCCAAGGACUCUUUUGCAGGACCUCGGGCACCACCAAAACCAGGCAAGAUUAACUUGGCUAAUCUGCCUCUGGCUCUCCAGGGGAAGCAAGGUCAAUAUCUCCAGUCCAGCUCAGACUUCCCCUCUCCUCCUCCGGAGUGUGAAUUUCCCCCUCCGCCGCCAGACUCGGAACUCCUGCCUCCUCCACCUCUCCCAACAGAACUGCACACUGGGGCUCCCAAAGUAGCCGUGGUAAACCCUCAACCCCAACACUCCUCCAGCUCCACAUCCUCAUGGAAGCAGAGCUCCUUGAAGAAAGCACUGCCUCCAACUAUGCACCGCCGCAGCAGUGGCCCCCCUGAGCCACUUGCCCUUUCUCCACCUCCUCAACAGAUGCCUCUGUCCUCUUUUAACUCUCAGAUCCCACCAACUUCCCCCAAGGCCAAUCUGUCCAUCCAGCCCAACUUUCUGGAAGACCUCAACAGAACUCUCAAAAGGAAGUCCAUGACUCGACAUGGCUCCCUCACCUCCUCACGAAUCUCAGCCAAGCUGGAGCCAGUAGCCACCAUGGACGAUAUGGCCCUUCCGCCCCCUCCUCCAGAGCUGCUGCUGGGACAGCAGAAAAAGGGCGGAUACAUGAGCGCCAACAUCUCAGGCUAUGCAACAUUACGGCGGGGUCCUCCGCCGGCUCCACCCAAACGGGACCAAAACACUAAACUGACAAGCGAGUGGUAGAUGGGACAUGUGCCGAGUACGGAUAUGCUACUCUCCUUUUCCACUCUGUUUAUCUUCAACGGCUGAAACAUUUGCAUUAAAAUAAUACUCAUUUUAACCCCAGAUUAUAACCACAGUAUGAAAAAGCCAAACCAUCUAUAACAUAAGCUUCUCUGCGUGUUUGUGCCGCUUUGCUAUUAAGUGUAGCAGAUAUACAAAAAUUCCGAGAAAAAGAGACUGACGUUGUUAUUAUAGGUACUGCAUGGACACUGCUGUGAGGAAAGGGGAUAAUGUAUAUGUAUAUGAAAAUAUAUAUGUGGAACUCUGGGGUGGGAGGGAACUUGUACUUUUUUUAUAUGAAAUUAUUUAAUACCUGAAAUAUAUUCUUAUUUUAAAGUUUAGUUUUGAAACCCUUGACUAUAAACGUUAAACGUGAAUAGAAAAUCAGGGUUGUUGAACCGAUGCUUGUGUGUGUGCGUGCGCGCAUUUUGUCUGAGUGAUUUGGUUGAUCCACUCUCAGAAAAACAGUGAGGGCCUGGUAAUAAUGCCGCCCUUGCUUGUCAUUAGUUGUGCAAAUCCUGAUGUGGGAAUUGCACUUGUGUAGCAUACAUUCUAAAUGAAGUAUUCUACUAAAUUUUCCACGUUUAAUUUAAAUGGUUUUGAACCUUCCACUAAAAUGUCAAGAAAGAAAAAAACAACUAUCAUUGUUAUUGAUAAAUCUGUUAUGUUGUGUCGCUGUGGACCCUUACUUUUCUUGAAGAUGUCCAAAUGUUAGACAAGGAUGAAAAUGAGCCUGUUACCACUUGAGUACAUCUUGAGCUUUGAGUAACUGGUCUGUGUGUGGAAUCGGAUGUGCUGUCUGUUUAUAUUGGUUACACUGCUAUCUAUCUGUACAUACAGCUGCAGUUCCUGACUUUAUCAAUGUGCGUUAGCUCUGCAUGGGUGAAACACACAGUAGGAAGUGAUGUUGUUCUCCUUAUUUUGACCUCUGUCUACACACAGUGCUGUAUUAAAGUGUCACAUAUCUGGAACAUCUAUCUCUCAUGUCACAGAAAUGUCAAAAUGUACUGACAUUAAUUUAGCAUGCAUGCUUCCAUUGUAUGGUUUGCCUAAGAUUGCACACUUUGUUGGGUUUUAGGAUCAUAGCCACAAAAUAAAAGGUGUCAUGUCAAGUUUGCUUGACUUACAAUGCAAAAAGAAUUCACUGUGUGCCUACUCUCAUUGUCAUCCAUCUAGCAAACUUGAAUGCGUAGGUUGAGGAAAAUAUGCACCUGUUGGUUUUGCGUCUCCAAAAAAAUCCUUCUGUUUUGAAAGGCUGAGCAAUGAAAUAUAGGAUCAGAUACAUUUCUCUUUACAGACAGGAGUACAGAGCUAAUGCUGUUUCUUAAAGUCAGGAACCUUUAGUAAAAUAAAUGGGGAAGUAAAUGUCUGUUACAUUUAAACUGAACAAUAUAAAUGUGUAAAUCACACCGAA
Megalobrama amblycephala (Wuchang bream) is the source of this 9845-nucleotide messenger RNA. RefSeq names its product Ras association (RalGDS/AF-6) and pleckstrin homology domains 1a (gene raph1a). Lineage: Eukaryota; Metazoa; Chordata; Actinopteri; Cypriniformes; Xenocyprididae. Gene Ontology annotation, biological process: signal transduction. Gene Ontology annotation, cellular component: plasma membrane; cytosol. The record is from RefSeq and is a predicted model, not a curated record. The transcript has 15 exons. The coding region runs from base 4319 to 8392 and encodes 1357 amino acids.